Mya arenaria is the source of this 2822-nucleotide messenger RNA. RefSeq names its product centromere protein X-like. The record is from RefSeq and is a predicted model, not a curated record. NCBI's taxonomy places the organism in Eukaryota, Metazoa, Mollusca, Bivalvia, Myida, Myidae. The transcript has 6 exons. Gene Ontology annotation, cellular component: FANCM-MHF complex; Fanconi anaemia nuclear complex. The coding region runs from base 6 to 281 and encodes 91 amino acids. Gene Ontology annotation, biological process: DNA repair; kinetochore assembly; resolution of meiotic recombination intermediates.
UCAAUAUGGACGUUUUAACUAAUGUUUUGUUUUAUUGUUCACCAUCAACUAUGGCGGCCUCAUUCAAACAGAAAACUGUUCAGCACAUUUUACAGCAGUAUUUCAAAGAUGAAAAGACCAAGGUGAAUGCUGAUGCAUUGGCUCUUCUCACUGAAGUUAUAUCCAUUUUUGUGGCUGAGGCUGUGGGCAGAACAACUAAACAAGCAAAGAAAGAUGGUGAUGAUGAGUUGACAUUGGAGCAGUUUGAGAAGAUCCUACCACAACUGUUGCUGGAUUUUUAGACACAGUGCCUCUUGGGUUGGCUGCAAGCAGGAUGAGCUAUGUGUUGAAUGCUCUUUUGAGGCACAGAACAUGUCCGUAAUCUCCCAAGGAUCUACCUUCCAUAUGAGUCCCUGGAUAUCUAUUUACCAAAACAGAAAAAAAUAAUAUAUUAAGCUACAGUUUAAACUCACCAUAAGAAAAAAGACAUGUGGUCUCAUUUUGUAAAUAAGUAUAGGUUCUAUCAAUUAAUGAUCGUGCAAUAAACAACUUGUACUUGUACAUAUCCCUCGUUUGUACAUAUCCCUCGUGGCUGUAUUCACUUACAUCUUGAACUAUCAGUUUGAAGUAAAUGAUUUAGUGAAGUCUUUCCAUUAUGACUUGAGUGGAAUAUGGCCAUAUAAUAUAACUGUCAGCCUUAAAAUUAUUAAGUACAACUGGUAUGUGGCAUAAAAUUUGUUUAGAAUCAAAAUUUAAAUGGGAUGUGAUAUUGCAAGACGCACAGUUACAUACUAUGUAAAUACCAACUGGCCUAUGACAUCUAUGGGAUCUUUUUAAUUGAAAAAUAAUUCAAAAGCAGUUGGUUAAAAACCCUAUUUCUUUGAACAAUAUACUGUACUCUCAGAAUUUGUUAAAUUUGAUUAUUCAACAUUUUUUCCCAAAAUUGAGGCUAUCAGUUGGUAAAGAGUCUCAUCAGGAGUCACACAUGUCUAAUUAAUUAUUGACAAAGUGUUUUUGUGUCGCCUGAAAAGACGACAUAUAGGGGUUACUUUUGUCGUCGGCGGCGGCGGCCGCGUCCCAUUUUCGCUUGUCCGGGGUAUACCUCCUAAACUAUUAGUGGUAUCAACUUGAAAUUUCAUAUGUAGAUAGAUCUAAUUGAGGGCAAGUGCAGUGCACAAGAACUGUUACUCUUGCUUCCAUAUUUUUAGAGUUAAUGCCCUUUGUUAUUUUUCAUGCUUAAAGUUUUGUCCGGGGCAUAUCUUGUAGAAUAUAAGAGUUAUCAACUUGAAAUUUCAUAUGUAGAUAGAUCUCAUGGAGGGCAAGUGCAGUGCACAAUUACAGUAACUCUUGCUUUGUUUGUUUUAAAGUAAUUGCCCUUUGUUAAUUUUCAUGCUUAAAGUUUUGUCCGGGGCAUAUCUGGAAGAAUAUAAGAGGUAUCAACUUGAAACUUCAUAGCUAGAUAGAUCUCAUUGAGGGCAAGUGCAGUGCAUAAGAACUGUUACUCUUUCUGCCAUAUUUUUAGAGUUAUUGCCCUUUGUUAAUUUUCUUGCUUAGGUUUUGUCCGUGGCAUAUCUCGUAAACUAUAGGAGGUAUCAACCUGAAACUUAUUCCGUAGGUAUAUCUGAUUGAGGGAAAGUGCAGUGCACAAAAACCGUAACUCUUGCAUCUAAAUGUUUAGAGUUAUUGCCCUUUGUUAAUUUUCAUGCUUAAAGUUUUGUCCGGGGCAUAUCUUGAAGAAUAUAAGAGGUAUCAACUUGAAACUUCAUAGCUAGAUAGAUCUCAUUGAGGGCAAGUGCAGUGCACAAGAACCGUAACUCUUGCUGCCAUAUUUUUAGAGUUAUUGCCCUUUGUUAAUUUUCAUGCUUGGGUUUUGUCCGUGGCAUAUCUCGUAAACUAUAGGAGUUAUCAACCUGAAACUUAUUCCGUAGGUAUAUCUGAUUGAGGGAAAGUGCAGUGCACAAAAACCGUAACUCUUGCAUCAAUAUGUUUAGAGUUAUUGCCCUUUGUUAAUUUUCAAGCUUAAAUUUUGUCCGAGGCAUUUCUCGAAAACUAUAAGAGUUAUCAACUUGAAACUUUAUAGAUAGAUAGAUCUUAUUGAAGGGGAUCGCAGUGCACAAAAACUUUAUCUCUUGCUUCCAUAUUAGAGUUAUUGCCCUUUGUUAAUUUUCAUGUUUAACUACUGUGCACACUUUUUUAGCUCAACAAUUGCUUAAAGAACAUCUCCUCUGAAACUACCUGGCCAAAUUCAAUGAAACUUGACAGGAAUCUUCCUUGGGUGUCCCUCUACAAAAAUACAACAAGGGGCUACGAUUGAUUAACAACAACAACAACAAAAUGGCCGACUUCCUGUUUUGCUUUAACGUCGUUGCCUUCAGUUCAAAUGCCACCUACACUUGAAAGUUAAAUGGCAACAUCAUUGUCUAUAAAUGAAUAAAAUGCCAAUCUAACAGCUAUAAUGUCGACAGUAAAUAAUUCGUCAGGCGACACAUCCGACUCGCGGAGUUCUAGUUGAAUAUUUCACCUUCAUUUUUUAACUUGCAUUGUAACUGUUUUAUAAGGAACCCUGUAGUUUCCACCUCAAAACUAUAUCAAGGGAUUUUAUAUAUGUACCAUUUAUUUGCUAAGGUUGUUUCAAACACAUCUCACUGUUAAUUAUUUGAGGAUUAACAAAGUGCUUGAAUGUUAUAUAUGAUCUCAUGCAUUGUAUACACUGGAGUAACUGGUGGCUUCACUUGAGCCCUUUUGGAUUUUUAUAAAUAUAUUAAAGAUGGACUCUUUUGUUGAUGUAUUAUCUGUUAUGUUUUUAUGAAGUUAUGAUAUUAAAGUCCAAAUACACAAAAUGU